Messenger RNA from Gossypium arboreum, 1275 nucleotides. Its product is annotated as SPX domain-containing protein 3-like. NCBI's taxonomy places the organism in Eukaryota, Viridiplantae, Streptophyta, Magnoliopsida, Malvales, Malvaceae. The coding region runs from base 356 to 1138 and encodes 260 amino acids. Gene Ontology annotation, biological process: cellular response to phosphate starvation. The record is from RefSeq and is a predicted model, not a curated record. The transcript is spliced from 3 exons.
CAUAUGUAUUUACCUGUAUUAAUACUAUAAUGUAAAAGUCGAAUCGACCAUAAAGCAUCGCCAUUGGCCCUUGGACUAAGGGUGUUUGGCAUGAAUGACUACAAUACAGUGACCGAAUAUGCUUGGGAUUUCUCUCACAUCAAACGACUCUUUUAUACCUUUUCUAAUCUUCACUUCAUCACGCCAAGCAUAUGCUCUUUCAUAUUCUAUGCUCUUUUGCUAUUAAACCCAAUUCAUCUACCGUUCCUUCUCCUUCAUUACCCUUCUCUUAUAUUCUUUCUUUUUUAAAAAAAAAAAUUAUUCUUUUUACAAUUCCAGUUUUCACUUCCAUUAAAUUUUUGGGUGGGUGUCUAGUAUGAAGUUUGGGAAGAGAUUAAAGCAGCAAAUUGAGGAAAGUUUGCCAGCGUGGCGGGACAAGUUCCUGUCUUACAAAGAGUUGAAAAAGCUUGUUCGACUGAUCUCUUCGGCGGAGUCAUGUGUGGAGUAUGGAAAGGCAGAUGUAGAAGCUGAAUUUGUGCAUUUGUUGAACAAUGAGAUCGAUAAGUUUAAUGUUUUUUUCAUGGAACAAGAGGAAGACUUUAUCAUCCGCCAUAAGGAAUUGCAACAGAGGAUUAAGAGAGUUAUAGAAACAUGGGGUCCCAAUGGAACUAAGCCUUCAGAAGCAGAAUAUAAAGACGAAAUGGCGAAAAUUAGAAAAGAUAUUGUCAAUUUCCAUGGUGAAAUGGUCCUCUUAGUGAAUUACAGCAAUAUCAAUUACACAGGUUUGGCUAAGAUACUGAAGAAAUAUGACAAGCGUACUGGUGGGUUAUUGCGUUUGCCCUUUAUACAGAAAGUGCUGCAGCAACCAUUUUUCAUAACCGAUCUUGUAUCGAAGCUCGUCAAGGAAUGUGAAAACACCAUUGAUGAAGUGUUCCCUGUAGAACAAGAAGACGAAGAAGAAAUCGUAAAGGAACAGAGAGAAGCUAUAACAGUAGCAGGAAAAGGGAUUUUCAGGAACACAGUGGCAGCUCUAUUGAGCAUGCAAGAAAUUAGAAGAGGCAGUUCUACUUACGGCCAUUUUUCUCUGCCUCCUAUGGAUUUGCCAGACUCUGAUCUCAUACACUCCUUCCAACUCAACUCCCCGAUCCCCAUUGUCUGAUCACACAACUUAAAUGAAAUUUACGUGUAGUUUCAGUAUCAUUGUGUUUAUUACGGUUGUGAACACCCAAAAAAAUCGUAACAUCCUGUUAUGAUUGCUAUUGAAAUCCUAAAGUUAGCAUGGGUUUUUAGAACAUA